This is a messenger RNA of Cyclospora cayetanensis, 1266 nucleotides long. Its product is annotated as eukaryotic translation initiation factor 5. Bases 1 to 1266 code for a protein of 421 amino acids. The record is from RefSeq and is a predicted model, not a curated record. Gene Ontology annotation, molecular function: eukaryotic initiation factor eIF2 binding; translation initiation factor activity; GDP-dissociation inhibitor activity. Gene Ontology annotation, cellular component: cytosol. The transcript is spliced from 4 exons. Gene Ontology annotation, biological process: formation of translation preinitiation complex; translational initiation; formation of cytoplasmic translation initiation complex. Lineage: Eukaryota; Apicomplexa; Conoidasida; Eucoccidiorida; Eimeriidae.
AUGGCGUAUGUCAACAUUCCCAGAGACAAGGAGGACCCCAACUACCGCUACAAGAUGCCGAAACUGCUUUCUAAGAUAGAGGGCAGGGGCAACGGCAUCAGGACCAAUGUGUACAAUAUGGGGGAAAUCGCUAGGGCCUUAAAGAGGCCCCCUAUGUACCCUACCAAGUUCUUUGGAUGCGAGCUUGGCGCGAUGGUGAAGUUUGAAGAAAACGAAGAAAAGGCGCUCAUCAAUGGCGCACACACAGAACAGGACCUCGUGGCUAUUCUGGAUAAGUUUAUCCAAAUGUACGUGUUAUGCGAGGGAUGCGAAUUGCCCGAGAUUGAUAUCAUGGUGAAGAAGGGGGUAUUGCUGUGCAAGUGCAAUGCGUGCGGAUACUCUGGAACACUUGAUAAUACCCACAAGGCGGCGACGUACAUGGCGAAGAACCCUCCGAAUGCCACUGACACCACGCUGGGGAAGAAGAAGAAAACCAAAGAAGAGCGAAGAGCUGAGAAGCUCGCCAAGGAGGAGGAGAAGCCUGAGAAAUCCAGCAAGGAGAAGAAGUCUAAGGACAAGGAGAAGAAGAAGAAAAAGAAGGGCGACGAAGAGAAUGAUGGCGACAGCCUAAAUGGAAAGAGUCUGGAUCAGUCGGGCGAUGCAACACCGACGAAUGAUGGUGAUGACAGCUGGGAUGAUGAAAAGAUUUCUGAGGGCGAAAAAAAGGCUGAAAAAUCGGAGAAGAAGAAGAAGGAAAAGAAGCACGGAAGUAGCACGGACGUUUCGAAGCUAGUUUCGAAGGAGUCUCUGACUAUCAGCUGCCCAGAGAUAGCCGAUGUUUCAGCACGACUGAGAAACAUGGUGGCCUCCUCGGCCUCUGUGACUCCUGAUGCUUUUUUCGUGGAACUCAGAAUGCUGCAGGUGUCUCAGGAUUUUGACGCUAAGUGUCGGAUGUACGUUGUGUUCAAUGCCUUAUUUAAGGACGGGCUGACUCCGGAGGCCCUGGAGCAGAAGAUGCCCUUCGUGGCGAAAUGUUGCGACUCCUCCGUGCGGGCGUCAGACCUCAUUUCUGCUCUGGAAAACUUUUGUUUCGAAAGCGAGCAAACCUCAAUGACCGGCUACCCGUAUUUGCUGCAGCGCAUGUACAACGCCGAGCUUCUGGAGCCCGAGGAUAUUUUGGAGUAUUACGCCGCAGAGAAGCCAGACGCGAUUUUCGAGAAGUGCAAGACGUAUGCCGAGCCGUUCCUCAAAUGGCUAGCGGAGGCGGACUCCAGUGAGGAAGAGUAA